AUGUUCCGAGGCCAAGUGAUCGUGAGUGUGCAAGACCCCCUUGUGCUUGCCACUGCUCCCACUCGUGAAUACCACCACAGCCAGGUCCCUGGACUUGACGCCACUCAUCUUCCACGCCUCAGCUCGGGAGACGGGGAGGCCGUUAGUUUCGAGGAGAUGGGGAAGUUCAGUUACGUCGUCGACGACGUGGACGUGGCUGCUUCACGAACCUCGGCCGCUGCCCUGGGUCGCUGA
Monascus purpureus is the source of this 234-nucleotide messenger RNA. The record is from the annotation of a GenBank genome assembly. Lineage: Eukaryota; Fungi; Ascomycota; Eurotiomycetes; Eurotiales; Aspergillaceae.